AUGAAUCGUAAACAACAAAUUCAAAAUGUAUUAUUGUUAAAAACCUUUCUAAAUGAGCUUGAAGAAGAGAAACUUGAAGAAGAGGAGAGAACUUUGAGUGAGGAAGAAGAGAGUAAGAUCUGUGGUAAAGCGACAGUAAUGAUAUUGGGAUUUUUUACAAAUAGUUCUUGCAAAUAUCUUUGUAAAGAUUCUCGUAUGAUGCUUAUAGAGCUUGUGAAAGUUCUUGCGAAAGUUCUUGUGAAAGUUCUUGUGGAGAUUUUUGUGGAAAGUCUUGUAAAGGACCUUGUGGAAUUUCUU
Molecule: messenger RNA, 297 nt
Organism: Funneliformis caledonium
Lineage: Eukaryota; Fungi; Glomeromycota; Glomeromycetes; Glomerales; Glomeraceae
Source: the annotation of a GenBank genome assembly